GGCGCCGGCUCGGGGGCCGGGAGGGGUCCGCGGGAGGAGGGCUGCCGAAGGGCCGGGAGUCGGGCGCGCGGCAGCUUCCGAGCCCAGUCCCCUCGCCCUCUCGGAGAAGCAGCGGCCCCGGGUUGCUCCGACAGCGGCAGCAGAGGCGGAGACUCUUGCACCCCGGGCCUGGGCGGGGGCGGCCGCCGGAGCAGGUCCGGGGAAGGCUGAGUCAGCCUUGGCAGAGGGUUCUGCCUGGGUGAGGACCUGGGCCCUGGUGGUUCCACCCCCCUCGCAUCCCCCCUUCUCCAUGGAGUCCUCAGAUCCUGAUGGACCCCAGGCCCCCCGACCAGCACUGGGCAGAGACAGCGUGCAAGUGCCCGAUGACCAUGACUUCCAGAACUUCAGAGCUGAGUGUGAGGCUGAAGCAGGCUGGAACCUGACCUACAGCAAGGGCGGCCUCGGGGUGUGGGUGCAGGCUUUGGAGUUAGACCGGCCCCUUCACAAGAUCAAGUGUCGGAUGGAGUGCCGAGAUGUGCCGGCUGAGACGCUCUAUGAUGUGCUGCAUGACAUCGAGUACCGUAAGAAGUGGGACAGUAAUGUGAUCGAGACCUUUGACAUCGCCCGCCUGACUGUGAACGCCGACGUGGGCUACUACUCCUGGAGGUGUCCGAAACCCCUGAAGAACCGUGAUGUCAUCACCCUCCGAUCCUGGCUGCCCAUGGGAGCCGAUUACAUCAUCAUGAACUACUCAGUCAAGCACCCAAAAUACCCACCCCGAAAAGACCUGGUCCGAGCUGUGUCCAUCCAGACGGGCUACCUCAUCCAGAGCACAGGCCCCAAGAGCUCUGUCAUCACCUACCUGGCCCAGGUAGACCCCAAAGGAUCCUUACCCAAAUGGGUAGUGAAUAAGUCGUCUCAGUUCUUGGCUCCCAAGGCAAUGAAGAAGAUGUACAAAGCAUGCAUGAAGUAUCCAGAAUGGAAACAGAAGCACCGGCCUCACUUCAAGCCAUGGCUGCACCCGGAGCAGAGCCCCUUGCCCAGCGUGGCGCUGUCAGAGCUGUCUGUCCAGCACGCUGACUCCCUGGAGAAUAUUGAUGAAAGCACUGUGGCUGAGAGCCGGGACGAGCGGGGGGCCGGGGGUGAAGGCAGUGAUGACGACUCCUCUCUUAAUUGAGGGACCCCUAGAACCCUGGGGAAGCCCAGGCCAGUCACUCCCCACCCUGCUGCUGCAGGGGAGGGGAGGAGAGGGCUGGGACCUGGGCCAAGCUACAUUAUGUCCUCCUUCCCCCAAGGAAGGGGAUAGGGCAGCUGCUGAGUGGGCCCUCUGCCUUGGGGGGUGAUGACAAACCUUGGGGGAUACCUCCCUCCCCCUACCCAGGCUGGUCCCCUUCUCCCAGGGCAGGGGUGGGAAAUGGGGGAGGCAGAUUUUGUAUAGAAAUAACCCCCAUUAAACUGGUACUACAGCCACA
This is a messenger RNA of Phascolarctos cinereus (koala), 1451 nucleotides long. RefSeq names its product StAR related lipid transfer domain containing 10 (gene STARD10). Gene Ontology annotation, cellular component: cytosol; microvillus; membrane. The record is from RefSeq and is a predicted model, not a curated record. Lineage: Eukaryota; Metazoa; Chordata; Mammalia; Diprotodontia; Phascolarctidae. Gene Ontology annotation, molecular function: lipid binding.